AGUUUCCGUUCUGGAAUGGUGGCUGUUGGUUGUUUUUGAGGAUCGGUUCGUGUCGGUGGGGCCUCGGGCUCUUGUUGAAGUGUUCAGAAUGACGGCAAUCAAACAUGCUUUACAGAGGGAUAUUUUCACUCCAAAUGACGAACGAUUGCUCAGCAUUGUCAAUGUUUGCAAGGCAGGCAAAAAGAAGAAAAACUGUUUUCUUUGUGCUACAGUAACAACAGAGCGACCAGUCCAAGUAAAUGUUGUAAAGGUGAAGAAAUCCGAUAAGGGAGAUUUCUACAAAAGGCAGACUGCGUGGACACUGCGAGAUUUGGCUGUCGUUGAUUCCAAAGAUGCCAACAAGGAGAAUCCAGAGUUCGAUUUGCACUUUGAAAAAGUUUACAAGUGGGUUGCCAGCAGCACAGCAGAAAAAAAUGCUUUUAUUUCCUGUAUUUGGAAACUUAAUCAGCGGUACCUUAGAAAGAAGAUUGAGUUUGUCAAUGUUAGCUCACAGUUAUUGGAAGAACUUCCUAAAGUUACAGAAGAGUCUGUUCCGAGUGGUGAAAAUCAGAGUGUGACUGGUGGAGAUGAGGAAUCCUUGGAUGAAUACCAGGAGCUGAAUGCAAGAGAAGAACAGGAUAUUGAAAUAAUGAUGGAUGGUUGUGAAUAUGCCAUCUCAAAUGCUGAAGCAUUUGCAGAAAAGCUAUCUAGAGAAUUGCAGGUGCUGGAUGGGGCCAACAUCCAAUCGAUUAUGGCUUCGGAAAAGCAGGUGAACAUUCUAAUGCAGCUGCUGGAUGAGGCACUUAAAGAAGUAGAUGAGAUUGAGCAUAAACUGAGUAGCUAUGAAGAAAUGCUGCAGAGUGUAAAGGAGCAGAUGGAUCACAUCUCUCAAAGCAAUGACCUCAUACAGCUCAGUAACACUAACAAUAUGAAGCUUCUGGAGGAAAUAGAAUUUCUCGUGAACUAUUUGGACUUAUCCAAAGGCCAUAUUAAAGCCCUUACAGAUGGGGAUCUUUCCUCUUCAAAAGGUAUUGAAGCAUGCACCAAUGCCGCAGAGGCCCUUCUGCAAUGUAUGAACGUAGCCCUUCGACCAGGACAUGAUGAGCUUCAAGCAGUGCAGCAGCAGCAACAGCAGUUCAAAGAUCUUCGGGAACAAUUUGCCAGGAGACUUGCUAACCAUCUUAAUAAUGUCUUUGUCCAGCAGUUUACUCAGACUCUCACCCUGCACUAUCGUAGAGCCUCCUACCACUCAGUUUCUGGUCAUGAUCAAAGCUCCACCUUGGCCCAGCACUCCGCUGAGCUGACUCUUCCUAAACACCUUCCUUUCCAUCGAGAUCUACUUAGAUAUGCCAAGUUAAUGGAGUGGUUGAAGAAUACUGACCGUGAGAAAUAUGAAGGCUUGAAUAAGAACUAUGUAGACUACAUUUCCAGGUUAUAUGAAAGGGAAAUUAAGGAAUUCUUUGAGGUUGCAAAGAUCAAGAUGACUGGCACAUCAAAAGAAGGAAAAAAGUUUGCUACACUUCCUCGAAAAGAGAGUGCUGUCAAACAAGAUCUAGAGAGUCUCCAUGGAAGUUCUGGAAAACUUACUGGUUCCACCUCCAGCCUAAACAAACUGUCUGUUCAGGGAUCAGGGAAUCGUCGAUCUCAGUCAUCUUCACUACUGGACAUGGGAAACAUGUCUGCAUCAGACCUUGAUGUGGCUGAUAGAACUAAGUUUGAUAAGAUUUUUGAGCAGGUCCUAAGUGAACUAGAGCCCCUGUGUUUGGCUGAACAAGACUUCAUUAGCAAAUUCUUCAAGUUACAACAGAACCCAGCUUUACCAGGAUCUGUAACGGCCGACUCCACUGAUAUAGAUGGGGGACUUCUGUCUCGACAACAUAACCUUUUGGGAGACAGGCAUUCAGUACCAUCUGAAAAAGAGGAGGCAGGCGUUAUUCGAUCAAUGAUGAUAAAAGUUUUCCGCUGUAUUGAGCCAGAGCUAAACAACCUCAUUUCACUUGGAGACAAGAUUGACAGCUUUAACUCAUUGUAUAUGUUGGUGAAGAUGAGCCAUCAUGUUUGGACAGCAGAGAAUGUGGAUCCUGCUUCCUUUCUCAGUACCACAUUAGGGAAUGUCCUUGUAACAGUCAAGAGGAAUUUUGAUAAAUGCAUUUUGAAUCAAGUUAAGCAGAUGGAAGAAGUGAAGAUAUCAAAGAAGAGUAAAGUUGGAAUUCUACCAUUUGUUAGUGGGUUUGAAGAAUUUGCAGAACUGGCAGAGUCCAUCUUCAGAAAUGCUGAGCGCAGGGGGGACUUGGACAAAGCCUACACCAAACUAAUUCGGGCUGUUUACAACAAUGUGGAAAAAGUGGCUAAUGAAAGUCAGAAGACUCCACGAGAUGUUGUGAUGAUGGAAAAUUUUCACCACAUUUUUUCAACACUCUCUCGUCUUAAAAUUGCAUGCCUUGAAACAGAAAGGAGAGAAGCCAAGCAUAAAUAUACAGAGCACCUGCAAUCUUAUGUAAUAUACUCUCUGGGACAACCUCUUGAGAAACUUAAUCAUUUCUUUGAAGGAAUUGAAGCUCGUGUGGCUCAGGGUAUCAGGGAAGAGGAAGUGAGCUAUCAGCUAGCCUUCAACAAGCAAGAACUGCGAAAGGUAAUUAAAGAAUAUCCUGGAAAGGAAGUGAAAAAAGGACUGGACAACCUGUACAAGAAAGUCGACAAACAUCUCUGUGAGGAGGAAAACUUGCUGCAGGUUAUGUGGCAUUCCAUGCAGGAUGAGUUCAUACGUCAGUAUAAGCACUUUGAGGGUCUGAUAGCUCGCUGUUAUCCUGGCUCUGGAAUUACUAUGGAGUUCACUAUUCAGGAUAUAUUAGAGUAUUUCUCUAGUAUUGCUCAAUCUCACUAAAAAAUAAUAUAGUCUGAACAGUAACAAGGGAUCAGGCACCGUUUUACGUGUGUCUGGUGCAAUUUUCACAAAAUGUCCAUUGUUAAAUCCUGUAAAAGCUCCUUGUGGAAGAACUUGACAUUUAAUGCUGGCUUCAUAUUAUUUGUAUAUAGAAAAAUAGAUACUCACCUAAGCAGGCCAAAGCUAAAAAGCAGUUAGUUCUUCUGACACUGCCUUUUAACUAACUUACAUGUACACCGAACAGUACGUUCAGUUAAGGAUGCAAAUGCAUGAUACUGUGACUUGUUACUUCAUAUGAGGGAAGAAUUUCAGGUUAGAAAAAUUUUGAUGCAACAUACUUGCAAUUUUAUACUUGUAGCUAUAUAGAUUGGUAGUAUUCUUCAAAAAAAAUACAGCUUUUUGGCUCUAUCUUAACAUCUAGCAGCAUCUUGGUGUAAAAUAUUUAAUCACAAUUUCUGAGGUAUGGAAGAUCUAUGUUGAUGUUUCUUUUGUGGUAAAGUUUUGUGGACGGGUUCAUAGAUGUUGAAAAAUUAUUGAGCUUUAUGGUGUUUCCAAAGGAAGCUUUCUUUUUUCCAAAGUAAACUACUUCUAACAAUUCAUAACUUAACCAUCUCUUGUAAUGAAAAUGGUUGCCAAAUUCCAGAAUAAUAUAAAAUCUCUGCUGAUCUACUUAUAUUUACCAGUCAGAAUAUAAAGUCUACCAUGAAUUCAAAAUUGCUUAAUUUAAAUUAUCAUAUUAACUUAUAUUGUUUUCACUUUGUUGUGCAAUUUCCAUUGAUUAAUUCAAAUUCUUGGAUGAUUCAUUUUUUGUGUAUUAAAACUAUUUUGAAUUAUCAGUAAACUGUAUACUGGACCAAGAUUGUUAGUUAUUCUUAUAUCCAUCUUGGUUAUUGAGUCAGUCAAGAACUACAACCCCCAGUACUUCCAUAGACUAAAAAUUAAUCAUUAUCUUUUUGAUUUAAUAGCUUGAAAGGUUGCAGUCAUUACUAAAUCCAAAUAAUAGGCAUCAAGAGACAAGUUGAAGAUGGGAAACUGUGAACUUUCCUCUCAUUAGAAGUCUCUUCAUGAAAAAUCUCAUUGCUUCAGAUAAUGAAUGUCACUUAUUGAAAUGAUAUGAACUGCAUUAUUUCCUUUCCUGAAUCAACUUUAAUAGUAGGUAGUGUUUUUCUUUGCUGUCCAUUGUCCUGAUUUGGAAGGUUAUAUGGGAUUACAAAAUAUUAAACAGAUGGAAUAAUUCAUCCUGUUCUUGACUGCCAAUGGAUACUUUGAUUUUUCAAUAAAACCAAUUAAUUAGACUGCAAGGUAAUGCCAUUAAUUACACUGUUCAGGCAUUUUCACAACAUGUUUAUCCUGUGAGCUAAACUGAGCUGUAACUUUAUAGUAAAAGAGUUGCUCCUAUAUUUUUAAAUUUCUUUGGGUCAGUCAUGUCAAAAACUUAAGCCUGCAUUACAACAUCAUUUCACUUAAUGUCUAGCAUGUUGUUUUAUUCAGCAUAAAAUAAAAAUGUAAAAAACACAUGCUAAUUUACUUUUUACUCAAGUGUAUGAGGAAAAAGGGAUAUUAACAUGCACCAGUUCAGAGAGGGAAAAUUGAGCAUAUAGAAUACCAAAGGCAAAUGAAAACAAGAUUUUAUGAAAUACUCUACCUUUCUCAAGAAACAUCCUUGUUGAUUUGUUUAAUUAGAAACACAAAUAUAGAUUUUGGAAUACUUAUGGAAAUUCUUCUUCAGUAAAUAUGAUCCACAUAAAACAAAUUUAGGAUACAGAAUGCAAUCUAGAAAGGCAGAGAAUUAAGGCAUAGCACUCUUCCAAAAAUAUGCUUUUAAUUUUAUACAUCUGAAUCCCACUAACUUGAGUAGAGCAGGACAUUUAUUUUACAAAACAGUGCAAGUUACUGUAGAAAAUCAAAAUUAUUUAACACUAGAAAUGCAGAUAGCACUGGUGUACUCACACAUGAUAGUCUGCAAGUUCCUUAACUUUGAUUUUGAUAUUCCCAAAAUAGAAAUAAAAUGAAGAUACUCAUUUUGACUGGCAUAAAUCUGUUAGGUUAUUUUGUGAUGAAUGUGGUAAUAUGUGCAUUAAUUCUUUAUUAAACACUAAUCAUGACUGUAUAAAAUUUACUGAAAGAAAUGUUCUUAUGCGUUAUUGUGAAAUGGGGAAUUAGGCUUUAAAAUACCUACAAAUAUUAACUACAGUAGUGCAUAAUCCAAUGUUAAAAUUGCACUAAAAAGGUAGUUCCUUAAUCAUAAACAGACAAAUGAUAAUUCAUGUAGCAGGCAAUAUUCAGUAUUUCAGUACAUUUAUUAUAAUUGAGCAACUGCCUUUUUAAUGCAGAAAUUAUAACAAACGUGUCUCCUAAAUCUUAAACUCAAUUCCUAAACAAUGGAAUUUUAUUUCAGUAUCAUAAUGUGUCUUUGGAGGGUCUAACAGAUGACAGGGAGAUAUUUCAGUACAGGACAUGCUGAUGAAGUCUGAAGUGAUUUUUUUAUCGCAUUAAUUUAAAUAACUUGACAUGCAUUUUGUAUGCAGGUAGCACUUUUGUUUCACAAGCAUUUGAAUGAAACUGCAUGGUUAUUAAGUGUUAGUAAAGGAAAAUUUAUAUAUUUAAAUUAGCUCCUAUCUGAGAAUGUAUUGACUCCAUAUACCUUUCUGAAAAUUUCCAUGUUCAUUUGCAUUAUGACUAUAUUUAAGCUUAUUAACAUUAAAAGGAAUAUCAGGAUAUUUACAUUCACUAAGGUGUUCGGAUCUGUUACUUCACGUACCUACUGAUAAUGUUAAGUAUGCUUUUACAUUUUGUAUUCAAUAUUACUCUGGAAAAUUACUGUUGGUGCAGAAUCCUUGUUUGAGCUGUAGAGAUUGCUAUUGAUAUUUUACUUUCUGAGUUGGAUCAUGUUGUCAAUGUCUACAACAGGAACCUGUCAAUUUGCUUUGUAAACAGUAAUAUUCUGUGAAGCAACUGAUGAAGUGUUGAUCUCAUAACAAUGUAUCGUUGCAUUAAAAACACUAUCAAUAAAAGAAAGUAAACUUC
Messenger RNA from Carcharodon carcharias (great white shark), 5890 nucleotides. RefSeq names its product exocyst complex component 1 (gene exoc1). The transcript has 21 exons. The record is from RefSeq and is a predicted model, not a curated record. The coding region runs from base 89 to 2863 and encodes 924 amino acids. Gene Ontology annotation, molecular function: phosphatidylinositol-4,5-bisphosphate binding. Gene Ontology annotation, cellular component: plasma membrane; exocyst. NCBI's taxonomy places the organism in Eukaryota, Metazoa, Chordata, Chondrichthyes, Lamniformes, Lamnidae. Gene Ontology annotation, biological process: Golgi to plasma membrane transport; exocytosis.